Colletotrichum abscissum is the source of this 1158-nucleotide messenger RNA. RefSeq lists its product as uncharacterized. NCBI's taxonomy places the organism in Eukaryota, Fungi, Ascomycota, Sordariomycetes, Glomerellales, Glomerellaceae. The coding region runs from base 1 to 1158 and encodes 385 amino acids. The record is from RefSeq and is a predicted model, not a curated record. The transcript has a single exon.
AUGACCCGUCAAUCGCUUCUACUCUUCCAGUACUUGAUCGCACCCAUAUCUGUCGGCAUUUUUGGGAUAAUUACUAUCCCAAUUAUUUUCGAUCUCGAAAAGGGCUUUGGAAAAGACACCUUUACAAAACCGCCUUGCCGAGCUGGGAUUGAUGCCGAUAUAGGAGGAUAUGGCAUCCGCAUAGCUGUCUGGGCACAAGAAUUCGUCAUCUUCUUCAUUGCCUUGGCUGGCACAUUCCACUCAAAGGUCACUGGUGCAAAGGAAAUCGGCGCUGGCCUUAUCAUCACACACUUCUCGUUGGCUAUUGCUGUACUUGUUCAACUGAUCCAAAGUGAGAAAAAGCGCAGCAUGCUCACCCCGGCGAGUGCAAUCCUAGGUGCCAUGAUUCUCGACUCGCAGAACAUGGCUCUUUCGAUCAUCCUCAUCAACAAACAGACACUCGCAUCCAGGUGGCAAGUCGGCAUAGUGAUCUUCUGCCAGGCCAUGAGCAUGGUGCUCAUACCCAUAUUAGUUCGAGGAUUUCUCGGUACACUCUCCGAUACUUCCCUAACUCCGGAUGACAACUGCAAAUCUAUCCAAGUGUUUUGGUGGGGAAAGCUACGGAACUUCUCCUACAACGACGACCUGUCAAUCGAUUUCAAGAGAGACGAACCAAGCGUGUUUUGGUUAUACUACACAUUCAGAUGUGUUGUCUACAUUCAGAGUAGCUUUCAUGCGCUCAUGAAUACACAGAUCUUUCACAAAGCCGAGAAGAACCCAAGGGACACUCUCAAGGGCAUAACGCACCCAUCUUUGGGCGAAGACCACAACGAGGUCUCGACUUGGCGAGGCAGACUUCGAGCUUGGCUUGGAGCACACUCGCAGGACAUGAAAUUUGCCCCAUACCCAACAACGGUAUCGCUCAUGUACAUCGUUUACGGACUUUUCAUGGUUGCUGCAAUGGCCGCAGCGGAGAUAUCGAUCGGAGACAAAAAAGGCGUAUUCAAACUAGAAGGCGGUCGAGCACUAUCUGUUGGCCAGAUCGUAGCGAUUGUUGUCGCUGCUAUAACAAUUGCCCGUGGACUGUGGCUGUUCUUCAUGUUGUUCAUGGAGGGUGGAGAGAUUAGGAACAUUAAAAAAGGAUUCAGAUGGCCACUACACCUCCAGUUUAAGAACUGA